GGUCGAUCGGAGCAGUCUGUGGGCGGUGGAAACUCUUUUCCAGCCAUGCCCCAAAUUGCUCCCUUUGCUCGUGCGUUCUCUUCCUCCUUUGGCACGCUUCCUCCUUCCUCUCUCCCUUCUUUCACUUGCUCGCUCUCUCCCCUCUUCUCUUCUUUCUCUCCUUUCUUUCACCCCCUUCCUCUCUCUCCUCUCCUCUUCUUCCUCUCCCGUUUUCCCUCCAUACAGCUACGUUCUGGGGGCGGUGGAAACGCUUCUCGACGCCAUGCCUCAUAUGGCUCUCUCUUCCCUCUCCCUCCUUUCACCCCCUCCCUCUCUCCCCUCUCCUAUUCUCCCUCCCCCCCCUCUUCCUCCAUACAGCUACAUACUGGGAGCGGUGGAAACGCUUCACAACGCCAUGCCUCAUAUGGCUCUCCUCCACACAUUUCUCCUUUCCUCUUCUCCCCUCUCCCCUCCCCGCUUCUCCCCUUCUCCCUCUCCCCAUUAUCCCCCUCGCAGCUACAUUCUGGGGGCGGUGGAAACUCUCCUCGACGCCAUGCCUCAUAUGGCUCUCUUCCCUCGUGCGUUCCCUCCCUCCUUUCACUCCCUCCUUCCCCGUUUCUCUGCCGUUGCCUCUAAAUCCUCGCAAGCCAUGACAGUGACGGUGCAGGCAGCAGUGAAUGCAACUGAAGCUGCAAUCAACGGCACCAUGGCUGCUGCGUCCACAGCAGCAGAAACGGUGCUUUCAGUGUCCAGACACGACAUGCAGGUGGGGGUGUGUGAGAGCAGCAGGUGGGCAGCAGGUGAGCAGCAGGUGAGCAGCAGGUGGGCAGCAGGUGAGCAGCAGGUGGGCAGCAGCGUUGCUGCUGCACCCACAGCAGCACAAACGGUUUUGUCGGUAUCGAGACACGACAUGCAGCUGUUCCCCUCUCCAUGCAACCCCUGUUCCCACACCCCGCCCACCCUGCCCUCACACCAGGCAUACGGCAUCAUCACCACCAUCUGCCUGUGCCUCAUUGCAUACGGCAUCAUCACCACCAUCUGCCUCUGCCUCAUAGUCUUCGGCGGAGUGCAUCUGGUGGACCGCGUGGGAUCGCUCUUCAUCAUCCCAGCCGUCCUCGCUGUCGUCUCUGUCUUCAUCGGAAUCUUCCUGUCUCCAGACGCCGAAUCACCAGCUGGCCUGACUGGUCUCAGCACCACCACCCUCUUCGCCAACUGGUUACCAAGUUACCAGACCACCAACUCCAAUGGCAUCCCCGACCCAAAUGGCUCUUUCUACUGGGGCUUUAACCAGCUGCUGGGGCUCUUCUACCCUGGUGUCACGGGCAUCAUGGCGGGAUCCAACCGCUCAGAGGCUCUGAGGGACACACAGCGGUCCAUCCCCACGGGCACUCUGGCGGCUAUUGUCUCAAUGACUGGUCUCUACGUGGUCUCCAUACUGCUGUUUGGGGCUGUUGCCACCAGGGACCUCCUUGUUACCGACAGGCUCCUCACUGCCACCAUCGCAUGGCCCGUGCCAGCUGUCGUCCAGGUGGGCAUUGUUCUGUCAACGCUGGGAGCAGCACUGCAGAACCUCAUGGGAGCACCACGGCUGCUGGCGGCAAUUGCGAAUGACAACGUGCUGCCGGUGCUGAAUGCAUUCAAGGCGGAGAGCCAUCAGGAGCCGCACCUAGCCACGCUCUUCACACUGCUGCUCUGCUGCAGCUUUGUGCUGAUAGGGGACGUGGACUAUGUAUCCCCAGUCAUCACAAUGUUCUUCCUGCUCUGCUACUGCUUGCCCUCCCCCCCUCCCCUUCCUCUCACCCACAGCUUCGUGCUGAUAGGAGACGUGGACUACGUAUCACCUGUCAUCACCAUGUUCUUCCUGCUCUGCUACUGUGGAGUCAACCUCUCCUGUGCUCUCCUCGACCUUGUUGACGCCCCCUCCUGGCGCCCCCGCUGGCGCUGGCACCACUGGCUCGUGUCUCUUGCAGGGGCGCUACUCUGUCUUGUCAUCAUGUAUCUCAUCUCCUGGUUCUUCACGCUAGUGUGUCUCACUCUAGCCGUGCUCAUCUACAUCUACGUCAGCAUGGUGGGCAAGGCGGGCGACUGGGGCGACGGGGUCAAGUCAGCCUACAUGCAACUGGCUCUUCGAUCCCUGCACUUCCUCGGAGUCUCCCAGGUUCAUCCCAAGAACUGGUACCCCAUUCCGCUCAUCCUCUGCAAGCCUUGGGGCCUGCUUCCUCCUGAUGCGCCCUGCCAUGAGCGCUUGGGGGACUUUGCCAAGUGCAUGAGGAAGAAAGGGAGAGGACUGAGCAUCUUCGUCUCAGUUCUAGAGGGGGGAUACAGCUCCCUAGCACCAGAAGCUAUCAGGUCAGCACGGGUGCUCCUAGCCUAUAUCGACAGCAACCAGUGCGAGGGGGUGGCGGAGGUCAUGGUUGCAUCCUCUGUGAGGCAAGGAGUGGGGAUCGCCCUGCAGAGCAUGGGGCUGGCGGGCUUAAAGCCCAACAUCGUCUGCUUCCGAUACCCGGAGGCGUGGCAGCAGCAAGAGUCAAGUCACAUCCCCGAGACGUUUGUGAGCCUGAUCAACGACAGCAACACGGCGGGCAAGGCGUGUGUGAUUGUAAAGGGGCUGGACGAGUGGCCGGCAGAGGGGUGCCGGCAGUACGGCACAAUCGACCUGUUUUGGAUCGUGAGGGAUGGAGGCAUCAUGCUGCUGCUGUCGCAGCUGCUGCGCUCCCGACCCACCUUCGAUGUCUGCAAGAUCCAGGUGUUCUGCAUUGCGGAGGACGACGGGACAGCAGAGACACUGCAACUAGACGUGGCUCAGUUUCUGCACGACCUGCGCAUGCAGGCAGACGUGGUGGUGGUGACGAUGCGGGCAUGGGAAGACGUGGUGGGGGAUGAGGAUGGACCCGAGGCUGAGCUGGCGAGGCAGGGCGCGAUGGAGGCGUUUACCAGGGUGGGUGGAUUCACAUAG
Messenger RNA from Closterium sp. Naga37s-1, 2935 nucleotides. The record is from the annotation of a GenBank genome assembly. NCBI's taxonomy places the organism in Eukaryota, Viridiplantae, Streptophyta, Zygnematophyceae, Desmidiales, Closteriaceae.